Molecule: messenger RNA, 1617 nt
Organism: Trichomycterus rosablanca
Lineage: Eukaryota; Metazoa; Chordata; Actinopteri; Siluriformes; Trichomycteridae
Gene: fbxo4
Product: F-box protein 4
Exons: 7
Coding region: 114-1187 (357 amino acids)
Biological process (GO): SCF-dependent proteasomal ubiquitin-dependent protein catabolic process; protein polyubiquitination
Cellular component (GO): SCF ubiquitin ligase complex
Molecular function (GO): protein binding
Source: RefSeq, a predicted model, not a curated record
UACUGAUGUGAUCCAGAACUGCUGCUUUAUCAUUACGGGAGGUUAUUGAUUAUUGAUCAGAUUUAUCAGAUAAUUCAGGAUCAUCAGUGUGUGAGUUUAUUAAAGAUUAAAUCAUGAGUUUAUUAACGAGAAUCAGAUCUUUAUUCACUGAUACAAAUCGAAUCAGAACUGAAGAUUCUCAGACUGAUCAACAAUCACUGCUCAAUCAUUUACCUGUGGAUCUGCAGUUCCUGAUCAUGACCUUCCUGCCCCCGGAGGAUCUGUGCAGACUGGGCGGUACCGCUCGUUACUGGCGCUCCAUGGUGAGAGACCCGCUGCUCUGGAGGUACUUUCUGAUUCGGGACGCCCCACGCUGGACCUCGGUGGAUCAUUUAUCCACCCCUCGAGGGGAGUUCCUGAGUGAGAGCGUGGGGGACGAGAUGGAGACGGAGAGAGGGAUGCUGGACUACAUGGCGGAGUAUCUGCGCUGUAGUCCUGCAUGUCGUUUCCGGCAGCCCCGCCCUCCUCCCUCGGCUCUGUCCUUCCUGUCUGGCUUUCUGGUGCCGGAGACGGAGCCCAGGUUCGCCAUGUUCGGCGCGGGGCUGGAGCAGCUGGACGAGUCGCUCGUUACCGUGAUGAUGAACUCACCACACGUUCUGGGUCUAGGAGGAAUCCCACAGCGACAAAUCAACGGUAUCGGAUCUGGGAUCAGUUUUAUUUACGGCGGGCAGCACAAAUUCAACAUCAUCACGUUAUACUCCACCAACAGGGCGGAGAGAGAGCGAGCUCGAGUGGACCGGUCAGCCGUCAGCAGUAAGAUCUUCAUCCAGGAGGACGACGACGGAUCGGGACGGCCGAGAAUCAGCGUCGCUCCUCAGAUACAGGAAGUGAUACGCGCCGUCAACGGCUUUAUUUACGUUGUCAACGCAGAACAGGAAGCAGUGAAGGUCAGGGAGGAUGAGUGGACGCAGAUCAUCGCCGUCUUGCAGCCAGAUUUUGGAUCCACGUCUCGGCCCCUCCUGGUUCUGUCCUGCAUCUCCAGAGAAGAAGAGAACCAGAGAACCAGCCCGAGCGUUUCAGUCGCUCAUCAGCUUCAGCUUCAUCUGCUGCCCAACCCCUGGAUGGUUCAGGACGUGGUGGCGGCGUCUCUGUCUGGACUGACGGACGGGAUGGACUGGUUACUGAGACACUCCGGGGUCCGACUGUAGAUGAUUUAUAACGAACGCCGCUGCAAUAUCAACAGCUGUGCAGAAGUUUUUGCACCCCUGGUCAGAAGAGAUCAUGUCUGGCAUUUGCAAAAUCAGCUCGUUAGGACUCGUUAGGACUCGUUAGACGGUUCUUAUUCAUGUUAUUGUUAUCAGAAACAACCACGGGCUUCUCAAAGCAACCAUAUAUCGUUUAACCAGGAGUGUCAGAACUCUUACAUACAGCUGAGUAGGUUCAUCAUGAUUCUGCACUAUUUUAAAUAGUUCAUACCAGUGUAAAUGUAAAUAUAUGUGUGUAUGUGAGAGUGUGUGUGUGUGUGCGUGUGUGUAAGUGUAGAGAAUAAAUAAACUUGUAAAUUCCUGUUUUAAAUGUAAACAACACAUGUAAAAACUGUGUAAAACAUAACAUUAAAACCACCUCCUUGUUUCUACA